GAGGAGGGGCCUCACUGGCAGCAAAAAGGAGGAAAGAAUUUAACUGCGCAAAAGUCCUGCGUGGUGACGGAUGUCCAAAGUCCAGAACUUUUCCAAUGCGGUUCUGAGAUGGGGACGGCUUAAAAACACUUUUUUGUUCGUUUUUUUUUUAAAGCCAGGAGCUGUGAUUUGUUUUGAGCAGAGGAUUCGAAAGAAUCUCCCAACUUUUUGGACCAGAAGUCAUGCAGGCGCGCUACUCCGUCUCCAGUCCCAACUCUCUGGGCGUCGUGCCUUACAUCAGCAGCGACCCCGGCUACUACCGGGCCGCCGCCGGUGGGGGAUACACCGGCAUGCCCGCACCCAUGAACAUGUACACCCACGCUGCUCACGACCAGUAUCCAGCCAGCAUGGCCCGGGCGUAUGGACCUUACACCCCUCAACCCCAGCCGAAGGAUAUGGUGAAACCUCCGUAUAGUUACAUUGCGCUCAUCACCAUGGCGAUCCAGAACUCACCUGACAAAAAGGUGACUCUGAACGGGAUUUAUCAGUUCAUCAUGGAGAGGUUCCCUUUCUACCGAGACAACAAGCAAGGCUGGCAGAACAGCAUCAGACACAACUUGUCUCUCAAUGAGUGUUUUGUCAAAGUGCCCCGCGAUGACAAGAAGCCCGGCAAGGGCAGCUACUGGACCCUGGACCCGGACUCGUACAACAUGUUCGAAAACGGGAGCUUCCUGAGGAGGAGACGGCGCUUCAAGAAGAAGGACGUGCUCAAGGAGAAGGAGGAGCGGAUCCAGAAGGACCUGCCGCCCAGGCAGCAGUCCCGGGACCAGGAGCAAUCUGUGCAGGUCGGCACCCAGCCUGUGAGAAUCCAGGAUAUUAAGACCGAGAAUGGUGCCGUGACGCCCCCGCAGGCCAACUCUCCCUCCUUGAGCGCUGUGCCCAAAAUCGAGAGCCCGGACAGCAGCAGCAUGUCCAGUGGGAGCCCUCACAGCAUCCCGUCGAACAGAUCCAUGGGCAUAGAGGGGUCCGAGCACCACCAGCACCACGGCCAGGCCUCCACGCAGGGCUUCAGCGUGGACAAUAUCAUGACCUCCCUCCGGGGGUCCCCUCAGGGGGGUACUGAGCUGCCUCCCAGCCUAAGUGCCCCCACAAGGACAGGUAUCGCCCCAUCAUUGUCUUUAAACUACUCCCCGAAUCAGACAUCUGUGUAUAGCUCCCCUUGUAACCAAAACUCCAUCUCCACUACCUCCAACGCCACCUACCAUUGCAACAUGCAAGCCAUGAGUUUAUACGCCGGGGAGCGAGCCAGCAGCCACCUGGUCCCCCCGAGCACCACCGUGGACGAGACCCUGCCAGACUACUCGGUCACCACCACCUCGUCCUCCCUGAGCCACGGCAGCCUCAACUCCGGCCAGGAGGGCCACCAUGCCCACCAGGGGAGGCUGACCUCAUGGUACCUCAACCAGGCCGGAGACCUGGGCCAUCUCGGCGCAGCUUACCCGGCGCAGCAGCAGAACUUCCACUCGGUGCGAGAGAUGUUCGAAUCCCAGAGAAUUGGCUUGAAUAAUUCACCGGUGAACGGGAAUAACAGCUGCCAGAUGUCGUUCCCACCGAGCCAGUCCAUCUAUCGCACUUCGGGAGCUUUUGUGUAUGACUGCAGCAAGUUCUGAUCCAAAACCAGCCUCCAUAUUUACUGUAUGUGAACACUCUGAGUCCCAUUCUAGCAGCAAAACAUGGACUAAUAUGAGACACAAACCAACAAAAAAGACUUGAUCUCGGUAUUUCUUAACAACAGUGUUACCACAAAUAACACGUAAGUCUCUCUCUCUCUCUCUCUCUCUCUCGCUCUCUCUUUUUUUGUUUUGCUUCUUGUGGCUUUAUACACUAUGUUAAACAUGCAUAUAGUAAUUUAUUUCCAAACUGUAGCCGGCUUAUUAUGGACCAAACACCAAGAAAAAAACAGUGUUUCUAAACUGAAUGACCUUAAAAUUGUUCCAUUAUAAAAGUGACUGACGGAACGUGUAUAUCGCCCUACUAUCUGAAAGAUUCUUCACAUGUUCAUAAGUAUUUUUUGUUUGUUUCUUUUUUUGCAAGAAUUUGCUUUGUUUGUUUAAUAAAUUGUCAUUUUAUGUGAGCUUAAAAGUUUAAAAAGACUGGUUUGUUGCAGCAGUUAAAGACAGGCUGGUGAUAUCUGACAAGGAAGAGGCCUUCCUGACGAUGUUAUGGGAAUUUAUGUGAAUUUAUUUAAUUUUUUUUAAAUAACAAAAUUAAGAAAUAGCUUGCACCUAUUUACUUUUUCACAAUAAUACAAUUUUACCUAGUUUAAAGGCAAAAUAUUGGUGGAAUUACGAUAAUACAAUACUUUUGCACUUUUAUAAUCAUGUCUGAAAGCAGUGAUAGGCCGCCAUAUGUUGCUAACCAGGCGACUAAUGAUACAAACGUUGUUUUGGGUGGCUUUGUGUGUAAACACUGGCGCACACCAGUGCUUACCUCUCAUAGAACACAUGUCAAAAAUGUACUGUAUAGUCCAACACAUGCAUACAUGUUUGAAUUGUGGCCAUGCUGCCUGACAGGAGACGGUCAAUUAUUAGGACACGCAAAAUAAAUCUGUAAAAAAAACCAACCUGUAGAAAAAGUCAUAGAAGCGUUAGGUUAUUUUAAAUAACGGACAAUAGGGGAUGUUGUCUCAUAUGUUAUUUUAUUUUGUAGCACGUAGUUUUUUUUGUUUUUUUUUUACACUUUCCCCAGGAGACACUUUUUUAAAACGCUAUCAAUAAAAUUGUUGCUUAUAGUUAAUACAUUCUGAACAAUAUGAUCUUCAAAAUAAUAAUAACUUAUUAUAAGGAAAUGUAUUAUUUUUCAUACGAUGACUUGAUUAUUUUAUAUGCAAAUUACACCCAACCCGCUUUCAAUUAUGUGUUUUGCUUUACUUUGAGGCGCAUUUCUUAACCGGCAUGGGUGUUCUCACUGCAUACGUAGGCCGCUUUGGAACCGCAUAAUUCUCAUCACAAUUAAGCAAAACACAAACAUCUUUCCAAUACUUUCAAUCCUUACUGACAGCAAAAGGGCAAACCAAAAAAAGAAACAAAAGGUGCCACGUGAUGCUGACGACUGGUCAAUGAUAUAGAAUGAAACCUCAUAGAAAACCACCGCAUAGAGUGUGUACCUGCGGCUCUAAUAACAAACAAGUGUCGUGUUAGUCCAAAGAUUGAUGGUGUGCUCGCAGAAUAGUUCCAGGUCAGGAAGGAAUAAAAUUCAAUCAGCGCCGCUGAGUGGAAUCGUUUUUCAUGACAGGGAAAACUCAGAGUGGGCGACGUAUAUAAGUUGAUGUAAGACAUGAACAUAUAAAACAAUGUAAAUAAAACAAUUAAAAAUACAUGUACAGUAAUGGCGAUGUUUGCGUGAGCCCUGCUGCUAAGUGCAAUUCAUUUAAGACUGACAGGAUAUAUUUAAGUCCACAGUAAUAAUUUCUAUUUUGGGGUGUUCAAGGCAUCCAGGAACGUCCUUUUUCAGUUCUUUUUAUUUUUCCCCCUGAAAUAUUUUGCUUCAUUCAGAGAAAAAGGAAGAGAUCACACUUCCUAAACCGUUCUUAGCGUCUCUAACUGCACGCCAUCAAAUGCAUUUCAUAGUGUUUUAAAUAUCUUGUGCUUUGAACACGCAAAUUGAAUUAAAUUCAUGGGAUUUCGAUUUAUUUCAGCAUUUAUUUUGUUUCAAAUACAUCAUUAUGACAUUGUUUUCCUCUAAUUGCAAAUAGAAUUUUACAAUAUUAUUCAAAUAAAAACUUCAAAUUUGUAUAAAGCCUAAUUAUUGAUACAAAUGUAUAUUGAAAAUAGAAAAAAACAAAACAAAAAGCGGCCAUGAACACAGUGUUAAACAAAAAUCUAUUGAACGUGCCAGAAACAUGGUCAAUUGGACAUCAGACUCCUGCUGUCUGUUAUGACUUAUUGUCAGCUGAUGCACGACCACAAGUGAGAGGUAAAGCUUCUUCUACAGAUGAUAAAUGAGGCAUAAUUGAAGGAAAUGAUGCAGCACUUUAAUCAAACACUUUUUUGCUGUCAGGCUGUGCUGUUCUGUGCACAAUGCGCAGUUUUUUGCAGCCGUUCCUGCUACUCCUCAUACUCUCCUUGCAAGGCAUGUGUUGCACCUGCAUGACCCACUCGGCCCUUUGGCAGUGCAGUGGAAAAUGUUUUAGCUUAGUUAUACGGUCAGUGUGCAGUUUUAAGCGAGCUCUCCCUGCAUCUGCUUCCAAUCGAGAGAGUCCGUAGACGCCAAUUGUGUGUGCGCGCGCUGCGGCCAAACGAGUGAAAGGUGAGAGGUGCAACACUUGUCCCUGUAACAGGAGUCCCAACCCUCUCAUUUUGCACGUCUAGUCUUAUGGAGAAGACGAUAAUAUUUGACAUUAUCACGUGCAAGAACGCAGACAAUCAAGGUGCAAUGCGGACGCAACAAAAAAGCACGAAGCACGUUUAAUUUCCCUAUACUGUAUAUUAAAAAAACACACACCCCUACUUUGCCUAUUUUUUCCCCAUUGCAUAAUAAUGAUGUAAAAUCCUAGUUUUUAAUAGCUGAUUUUUAAAAUAGUUUUUGAAUGCAGUUUUGUGUGUCAUCAUAUGUAACAUAUGUCUGUGUGAUACAGUUAAUGUACACAUCAAAAAUAAUAAAGAGCUAUGUUUAACUCUAGAUAUAUUCAAGUACGUGUUCAUAUGCAACAUAUAAAAAAUAAAUCAAAAUUAUAUAUCAUUUUGUCUGAAUUAAUAACAAAACAGCCCUUUCUCAUUAAAUAACCUGCGCAAUUAAUACAAGUUUAUUUACGCAAUAAUACAUGCAGAUAAACAAGCCCCUGCAGUCGCCCCCUGAUUGUUGGGAGCAAACUUGGAGUGCAUAACAUGAGAGGGCCGCUUUAAUAAAGCUGUGCGGCCAUUUGAGCCCCAGCUGCAGUUGUCUGUGUCUUUCCAGGGGUAUUUUCUUGGUGUUUAAAGCGGCCACUGGCCUCUGAAAACAGCAGAUUCCUGAAAAAAUAUAUUUAUCAUUAAGAAAUAUGUUACGCGUAGCAGAUUUAACAUAAUAAAAAAAUAAUACAAAUCAAACAUACACAACUUGCGAUUUAUACAAUUGAUGUAUUAUUUGCUGUAUACAAAUAAUGCACCAUACAAGAAACCGAAUAGAAUUGGAACUCCUGAGAUGACUUGGCAAUAUCAGUGUUUCCUCUAUUAAGAAAGGUCAGGUUAAUUUUAUUUUGUUUGACAUUUAUUUUGUAAAUACUGCCAGAUCACAACAUUUAAGGACGCCGUUCACAGAGAACGGGUCUCUAUAUCUUGUCCUUUUAUCAAACAAACUAAAUAGCUUUAUCUUAGUUCUCUGUUUUAGGACGGCAUGUCAUUUCUCUCUCUAGUUGCAAUUCCUCCUCUGGUCUGUAUCCUGCACUGAAUAGUUAUUGCAUUCAUGGCAUGACACGUCUUUAUUUUGAUGUUGUGGUUCAUGUCGGAGUCUUGUCAGUGUUUUUAUGAUGAAAGGUGGUGGUUAUCAAAUGUAACUGUCGAAGAGCGAUUUCAAUACAGUUGGCUACGCCGCAAGCACGUGUGUUUGUGUCGCUGUUUGUCAGGCCAUACACCCAAAGCUGUAAACCUAUGGGAAACACUGAAUAUACAGUAUAUCCUCCUGCAUUGCCAACCUUGCCCCUGAUGCUUACAUCUUCAGAGCCCUGGCAGGUGGUGG
This is a messenger RNA of Dunckerocampus dactyliophorus (ringed pipefish), 5694 nucleotides long. RefSeq names its product forkhead box C1a (gene foxc1a). The transcript has a single exon. The record is from RefSeq and is a predicted model, not a curated record. Gene Ontology annotation, biological process: anatomical structure morphogenesis; cell differentiation; regulation of transcription by RNA polymerase II. The coding region runs from base 222 to 1649 and encodes 475 amino acids. Gene Ontology annotation, molecular function: RNA polymerase II cis-regulatory region sequence-specific DNA binding; DNA-binding transcription factor activity, RNA polymerase II-specific. Lineage: Eukaryota; Metazoa; Chordata; Actinopteri; Syngnathiformes; Syngnathidae.